This is a messenger RNA of Cajanus cajan (pigeon pea), 1331 nucleotides long. Its product is annotated as S-adenosyl-L-methionine-dependent methyltransferases superfamily protein. Gene Ontology annotation, biological process: ubiquinone biosynthetic process. NCBI's taxonomy places the organism in Eukaryota, Viridiplantae, Streptophyta, Magnoliopsida, Fabales, Fabaceae. Gene Ontology annotation, molecular function: 2-methoxy-6-polyprenyl-1,4-benzoquinol methyltransferase activity. Gene Ontology annotation, cellular component: mitochondrion. The record is from RefSeq and is a predicted model, not a curated record.
AGCGUGCCUGAGGUCACGUUUCUGGCGGUUGCACUCGAUUUCUUACCCUGCUCUCUCAUCCUUCCCUCUAUCUCUAUGCCCAACCCUUCAUACUACGUCCAUGCAAUUAAUCGAUUAAUCAAUCAACAUUUCUGAUUCUGAUUGCGAUUCAAUUUCGCUCCUUUUCGGCGCCAGGAACCAUGGCUUUGGGAGCUGUAACUCGACGGUUGGGGAAAAAACUCUUCCCCGUGUUAUCUCCCACUACCAGACUACUCCAUUCUCACGCCACAAGUUUCGGGUUCAAACAAGUAAACGAAGAAGAAAAGGCUCGCAUGGUAGGCGACGUCUUCACGAACGUUGCUUCAAACUACGAUUCCAUGAACGACGUAAUGAGUGCUGGAUUGCAUAGAUUGUGGAAGGACAGGUUAGUUUCCAAGCUGAAUCCGUUUCUUGGAAUGAAGCAUCUUGAUGUGGCUGGUGGCACAGGAGAUGUUGCUUUUAGAAUCUUGGAGAACAUACACAGAAUUAAGGUGAAAGGAGUUGGAGGUGUUUUUGAAGAUACUUUAGAGGCAGAAACUCGGAUAUAUGUAUGUGACAUUAACCCUAAUAUGUUAAAUGUUGGCAAACAGCGGGCCUCGGAAAAGGGUUUUGGAGAAGAUGAUUCCCUUGUAUGGGUGGAGGGAAAUGCUGAAAGUUUGAGUUUCGAAAAUGAUUCAAUGGAUGGUUAUACUAUUGCAUUUGGGAUAAGAAAUGUUACACACAUAGAGAAAGUACUUAGUGAAGCUCAUAGGGUAUUGAAACCAGGAGGCAGGUUCCUUUGUCUUGAACUGAGCCAUGUCGAUAUUCCUAUAUUUAAAGAUUUGUAUGACUAUUAUUCUUUCUCAGUUAUUCCAUACAUGGGUGAGCUGGUUGCUGGUGACCGGGAAUCCUAUCAGUACUUAGUUGAGAGUAUCCGUCGUUUCCCCUCACAGGAAACAUUUGCAUCGAUGAUUGCGGAUGCAGGAUUCCAGAAAGUAGAGUAUGAGAAUUUAGUUGGGGGAGUGGUUGCUAUCCAUUCAGGCCUAAAAAUCUGAUAUUUAUGAACUUUACUCUCAAUUUAUCUUAAUAAUUCAUACAUCUUUCAACACUGUCUAUAAGCAUGGAGACUGAAGAUCAAACGUGAUGUUAUUUGAACACGUAGAGAACGGAGAAGAUUUGAGUUGUUAGAAAGUGUACUGUAAUUUCUACCGUAUGGCGUUUGCAAUUCUUUUAGUACUCGACAGUUUUCUUGAAACAUGUAUAUACACGCCUCUCAUGAGGAGUAAACAUUUAUUUCUUUACCAACAAAAUAAAGAAAGAACUUGAUUUCGUCA